This is a messenger RNA of Ctenopharyngodon idella (grass carp), 1339 nucleotides long. RefSeq names its product HIG1 hypoxia inducible domain family, member 1A (gene higd1a). Bases 242 to 538 code for a protein of 98 amino acids. The record is from RefSeq and is a predicted model, not a curated record. Lineage: Eukaryota; Metazoa; Chordata; Actinopteri; Cypriniformes; Xenocyprididae. Gene Ontology annotation, biological process: mitochondrial respirasome assembly. The transcript has 4 exons. Gene Ontology annotation, cellular component: mitochondrion.
GGAUAAAAUAUACAAUGUAUAGCUACAAAACGUAUUUUUCUGGUUGUUUACGCUGAACAGUCAUUUUUUAAAAGACUUUUAUUUUGUAAAACGAAUUGCCUGUACAGUGCGUCACUUUGACGUAAGAUAUGUUACAUCAUAAUGUUCACAUGCACGCUGUCUGUCACGCACAGCAGUUCAACCGGCAGGAAAGGAGCAGUUUCAUUCCAGCGUUCAGCAGAAAACUACAAAAAAAGUCAAGAUGACCGCCUUGGAAUACGAAGACAAUGAAUCCAAGUUCAUCAGAAAAGCCAAAGAGAAUCCGUUUGUCCCUAUAGGGAUGGCCGGGUUCUUCGGCAUUGUGGCUUACAGGCUGUACAAGAUGAAGAGUCGAGGAGACACGAAGAUGUCUGUGCACCUGAUUCACAUGCGUGUCGCUGCGCAGGGCUUCGUGGUGGGAGCCAUGACUUUAGGAGUGGUCUACUCCAUGUACAGAGAGUACGUUCUUAAACCCGCUCAAGCACAGAAAGCUUUGGAGCAGAAGGCAAUGGAAAAGUAAAGAGAAAUGUGUUUGAUUCCUGAGAUAUCCUUAAUACUGCUUCAUAUUAAGGUGUCAUUCUUUUUUUUAUUUAUUGCUGACAUAAUUUAGGACUUUUUUUUUUUUUUUAAUAAUAAAUAAUUUCUUUACACUGUUUCCUAUUUAAACAUUUAAUAAACCUCAGUAAAGAGGUUAGUGUAUCCAUUAUGUUGCCUGGCUUGUAAGGGAUGAAAAAAUAGCUAUUUUUGUAUCUGCCAACUACUAUUUAUGUAUCAUAUCAGUAACAAACUGAUGAACACAGUAUAAAAUGGUUGUUUUUGAAUAUAUUUGGAUUGAUUUAUGUCGAUGUUUCAGAGUGUGGUGUUAAGACCUUCGUACUUUGUCAUUCAAGACUUGUUCUUGUAUCAUUUAAGUAGACAAAAGAAAUUCCAGGACAACAACCUUCAAUGAACCAUUAUUCUAGUUAUAUCUGUGAAAUGUAUAAUGCACAGAACACAAUGAGGGGACUUUGCCACAGCUAAAUUAUUAAUGGUACUAGUUCUUUAGAGCUUUACAGGAGUUGAUCCAACUCUUUCACGUUUGCUCGGUCAUUUUAAAGCGUGUCUGUGUGUGUGAGUGAGUGGAAGGAACGAGAGUCGUGUGUUCUUUUGUAGAUUGAUUGAUGGAUUGAAAAAACUAUUGCACCUUUUGUUUCAUAUUUCAAGUAAAAUUCACAAUAUUAUACUUUUAGAGUGAUCAAUAUUUUGAGGAUAUCGGCUACAGCUCUGUUUAUCUUUGCCAAUAAAAAUAUUGUAAUUCCAAUAAAGACUUCUGUUUAUUUCA